AUGAAAUACGUAUAUGGCAAUGUUUACAACAACAAGUCCGUCAGUCUAGCUUGCGAGGUUUAUAAAUUUGCUCACUUCUACCAAAUUGAAGGAUUAGUCGAUGCUGCCUUUGAUAAAUUGAAAAAUCCCACGCCAAAGGAUGUCAUUCCUGUUUUCGAGUUGAGCAAGCUUCUGAUUAAGGGUGACGCGCUGAAACAUCUCGAGAUUAUCAGGGAAAACACUUCUGAGGUGCUGAAAUCGCCUCAGUUCAUCAAGGCGUCAAAAGAAACACUGGUAGAAAUCUGUUCCUUAAAUCGAUUGAAAAUAAAAUCGGAAAUGGAGCUCGUCGAAGCAUUGAUUAAUUGGGCUGAGCUGAAUGCUGGCAAGACGGAUAGAGACGAACUAUCCCAGAGAGAAAUAAUUGAUGCUGCUCUUAAACAAGUUCGCUUUUUUACUUUGAAAGGCGACGAGUUCGCCGAGCUCUGCUGCAGCACCAACAUCCUUAGCGAGAAAGAAAAGCUUCAAAUAUUGAUGAGCAUCAACUUGUGCAACGCUAAGCACAUGCCUUACGGCUUUACAGUCAGUUCGCAGUUUCGCGACGUGAAAGGCCACAUGUUGCUCGAUUUCAUGGACAAUAUUCCCUACAGUAGUGACACCAAAGUAAGUUCCGAAUCUCCUCAGCAAAAUUUCAGGUUUUUAGUUCGAGGCAGCGACCUGAAAUAUUUGACGAGCAUUCGCCUUUUCUGCCUCCUCGAAACAAACGUGGGACUGGAAGCGGACUUGGCCUGCAAUUUGUGGAGCACUUGUCCUGAGGAGCCGUUGGCCACUGCCAAGUUCAGGGGUGUCGUCAGCUCAGCGUCGAAAGAGCCGGAUUUGCAUUUCCCACGUCCGGUCCUCCUCAAAUCCGGAGUGCCGUACACAUUGACCAUUUCCUACUACCACAAGACACCUCUGCGUUCUAAGAUUUUUAAGAAUGCAAUCAGCCAGGUAGUCUGGGAGUUUCCUCAUUCUGACUUCAAAAUGUACAAGAGCGGCAACGUUUUUUCACACCACGACAUAGUCAAUUUACACUUCAUCACAAGGUAAACUGGAGAGGUGGAUUUUUUUCAAAUUCUGACAGAUUUUAUCGCAUUUCGGUAACUUUUAAAUUCUUAGACAUGAACCAAACAAUUGAUUUGUCUUGUACAGUCAUUUGACAAAUUUGUUGCCCUGCACGGUCGAUCGUAUAAAUAAAAUUUCA
Messenger RNA from Cloeon dipterum, 1219 nucleotides. RefSeq lists its product as uncharacterized. NCBI's taxonomy places the organism in Eukaryota, Metazoa, Arthropoda, Insecta, Ephemeroptera, Baetidae. The record is from RefSeq and is a predicted model, not a curated record. Gene Ontology annotation, cellular component: cytosol. The transcript has 3 exons. Gene Ontology annotation, biological process: neurogenesis. Bases 1 to 1065 code for a protein of 354 amino acids.